AUGGCCACCUCGGUAAUGAUGAACCCUCGAGGACCAAACCUACAUUCCUCCAUCGAUGCUAGUAAUAUUUCAUCAUCAAGCAACUCGAGGACAGGAGGUUCCUCUUCCUUGUCUUCCUCGUCCAUCUCUACCUCCUUUUCCCAUGCAUUCAAAAAUAAUUCCAACCACCAUAAGAAUACUCAUUCGGAUGCAUUGCUUUCUCCGACUUCAUCAACGAAAUCAUUUAUGAAGAAAACAAAUGCAUUGGAUGGUCGGUCUAAAAAGGUGGAUGACGUCAUGUCAAACCUAGAGGAUCAUAUGGCCUUGUUACAAACUGAAAUUAUGCAAAUACGAGAUGAUCUCCGUUUGCAGAGAUUAAUGGCAAAAAAGUAUGGAGCUGAGGGAUUCAUGGAGGGAGAACAACGUUUAUUGCAAAUGAAACAACUCAAAAAGGAAGCAUUGCAUCGAGUGAAAAGUCAACUCGGAAAACUAGAUCGUACCAUCAAAGCAGGACGAAGAAUCACAAAAGAAUUUGGAGGAAUGAGUAUGGCUGAAGAGAAGCUGAAAGAUGCCAAAGAGUUGCAACGAAAGCGAAGGAAAGAGAGAAGAGAAAGUGAAGAAGCAAGGCGUCAACAAAAGGGAGAAAAUAUAGAGCUUGGAAUUUAUUCCGAUGCAAGUGGAAGUGGCAGUGGUUCUUCAAGUGACACUGAUUUUUCUGAAGUUCCAGAUCUUUCUGAAGGAAGAAAUAAGAAAAUUAUUUUCAAGCAAGUGUUGAAUGGAGACUUGAUUGAAGCACAACUUGAAGAUCAAUUAAACAUGCUUCAACUGUCAGAGAGUCAACGAAAGGUUAAAUCAAAAAUCCUAACCAAUAAGAAUGCACCCAAAUUUAAGGGAUAUUUCAACCUUGCCCAUUUGGAGGAUGAAAAAGAAGACAUUAACAACUCGCUGGUGGUUUAA
Messenger RNA from Naegleria lovaniensis, 936 nucleotides. RefSeq lists its product as uncharacterized. The transcript has a single exon. The coding region runs from base 1 to 936 and encodes 311 amino acids. Lineage: Eukaryota; Heterolobosea; Eutetramitea; Acrasida; Naegleriidae. The record is from RefSeq and is a predicted model, not a curated record.